AGGUUUUCCCCCACUUGCUCAACCCCGCCGUCACUAUCUUCAUCCGCCGUCCCGACGCCGCGAGCCCAAACCCCUAACCCCGGAGAGCCUCCUCGCCGCAGAUGGCAGUCCCCGGCCGCCGCGACGACCUCGUCGGCGACGACCUCGUCGACGACGACGGGAUCGGCGAGGAGUACAUGGCCCCCUCCGACGACGAGGAGGCGCAACUGCCUGACGAACUCUUCCGCCUCGCCGACGCCGCCCAGUCCGGCAACGUCGCUGCCCUCCGCGCCGCGCUCGAUAAUUAUUCUGGCAACAUUGAUGAUCCAAUAGAAGAUGGUGAUACUCUGCUUCACAUAGCAUGCUUAUAUGGCCAUCUACCUUGUGUUCAGCUACUGUUGGAACGUCAAGCUAGCUUGGAAUGCAAAGAUGAAGAAGGAGCAAUUCCUCUUCAUGAUGCUUGUGCUGGAGGCUUUAGUGAUAUAGUCCAGUACAUUUUGAAUUUUGCUGCGAACAUUGAUGGCUGCGUAACAAGAAUGCUCAACACUGUUGAUUCUGAAGGCGACACUCCACUCCAUCAUGCUGCCAGAGGGGAACAUCUGGGUAUUGUGGAUCUCUUGCUUAAAGCUGGGGCAUGUGCCAAGAAGGAGAAUACUUAUGGCCAGGUCCCUGCUGAGAUGGCUGAUGAAGGCACUGAAGUCCGGAAACUGUUAAUUCAAGAGCAAGUUGAGGCCAGCACACAUACUAGCAAUUAAUUGACGUAUGGCAAUCCUUAGUUGAAAUUGGUAAAAUGAGUUACUGUCAGGCUGAAUAUCUGUAGUCAUUGGAACUGUGUAGUGGUAUGCGGGAAACAUCGGCAAACCAUCCAUCACCACCCUUUUGUUUUGUAUUGGCUUGUUGCCAUCUGCCUCUAUCUUUCUAUUUCGUAUGUUUGGGCUUGCUUGAUGUCUAGCAAGAUUUGUGAAGAAUCAUUUCAUCAAUAGUUGAUAGAUCCAUGACGACCUGGGAGCAUUGAUUGGUAUGUGUAUCCUGCCAUGUCAGGAAGGUAGUCACU
This is a messenger RNA of Oryza sativa Japonica Group (Japanese rice), 1033 nucleotides long. RefSeq lists its product as uncharacterized. The record is from RefSeq and is a predicted model, not a curated record. NCBI's taxonomy places the organism in Eukaryota, Viridiplantae, Streptophyta, Magnoliopsida, Poales, Poaceae. Gene Ontology annotation, biological process: positive regulation of protein catabolic process; protein ubiquitination. Gene Ontology annotation, molecular function: protein binding.